Messenger RNA from Biomphalaria glabrata, 2528 nucleotides. Its product is annotated as serine/threonine-protein kinase 16-like. Lineage: Eukaryota; Metazoa; Mollusca; Gastropoda; Planorbidae. Bases 143 to 1069 code for a protein of 308 amino acids. Gene Ontology annotation, cellular component: Golgi apparatus; cytoplasm. Gene Ontology annotation, biological process: protein phosphorylation. The transcript has 7 exons. The record is from RefSeq and is a predicted model, not a curated record. Gene Ontology annotation, molecular function: ATP binding; protein serine/threonine kinase activity.
UAUGUAGAUCUAGACACUAGAGUCUAUAUAGGUCUGUAAUCUAGACACACAACAUAUUGAUAGAUUUAGAUAAUAUAAGAUAUCUCUAGAUCUAUAGACUAUAGAGUUAAAUGAGUAUUAUUCUGUUCUUGAAAAAGGAACAAUGGGUUGCAUCUGUGGCAAAGAGUCUCUUAAUAUAGAAAACCGAAAAUUUAAUAUCAAACAAAGACUUGGGGAAGGAGGCUUCAGCUAUGUUGAUCUUGUUGAAGAUGCCCAGACUCAUAAAUCCUAUGCUCUGAAAAGAAUAUUGUGUCACUCAAAGGAAGAAGAGCAUAUUGCAUUACAGGAAGUGCAUAUAAUGAGAGAACUUGACCAUCCUAAUAUAAUUCCUUUGGAAUGUUAUUCCAUUCACAAAGUUGGAAUUCAGACAAAAGCAGUUGAUAUUACUUUUGAAGUUUUUGUUGUGAUUCCUUAUUAUAGGAAAGGGACCUUGCAGAAUCGUAUUGACACCAUGAAACUUAAAGGAGAACACUUUAAUGAAGAUAUGAUCUGGAAACUAAUGCUAGGUAUAUGUCAAGGAAUAAAAGCAAUACAUGACCACAAACCUCCAUAUGCUCAUAGAGAUAUUAAACCAGACAAUGUGAUGACAGAAGAGGAUGGAACUCCAGUUGUUAUGGACCUUGGUUCUGCUGCCCCUGCUCAGUUAGAAAUUAAGACUGCUCGUGAAGCAUCCUCAUUACAAGAUCUUGCAGCAGAAAGAUGUUCCAUGUUAUACAGAGCCCCUGAAUUAUUUACUGUUGAAACCAAUACUUCAAUUGAUGAACGGACAGAUAUCUGGUCUUUGGGAUGUGUUCUUUAUGCGUUGGCUUACUUGGAAUCACCCUUUGAAGCUGCUUACCAGAGAGGUGACAGCUUAGCUUUGGCAACAAUGGCUGGGAAAAUUAAUUUCCCUGAAAAUUCAAGUUACUCGUCAAACAUUCCAGAAAUAAUUUCAUGGAUGCUGAAACCAAAAGCAUGUGAAAGACCUUUCAUUGAUCAAGUUAUAGAGAGAAUUAAAGGUGUGCAGCAUAUGGAUGAAAAUCGUGUUUAAUAUGACCCAAUACUUUACAAAGUGGCAUCACAUAGACUACUGUUUUAAAACAAUGAAGUGCAUUGAGUUCUUCAGUAAAUGACAGGUUUCAAUGAAAGUUUUUUCGUCUCUGCUCAUGGCAAAUCAGAAAAUGAAUUUUAAAUUAAUGCAUAGAGAAAAUACUUUUUUUUAAAUGUUUUUUUGCAAUUGUUAUUUUUUUUUAACCUUGUUUAUUAUAUUACCAGAUGACCUGUUUUAUAGGUCUAACUUAUUGGAUUACUUUACAAAAUUGUCUUUAAUUUAUACAAAAGUUUCCUUGCACAAAAACAGAGCAUAUUUUUAGACAGACAUUUUACUACUAUCCUGAAAGAGCAAACAUUUUUAAAUUUUCAUAUAUUGUACAUGUACAUCAAAAUGUACACUAUAAAAUUUAUCUUGGUAAAUUAAAGAGUCAUUUAUUAGCUUUCCUAUUAUUAUUUUUAAAAAUUUCACUUGUUAAAAAAAAUUCAUUCUCCAGAUAAGUCUAAAAAUAUGCCCUGGUAAAAUAAAAUGGCUGCAUUACAAGUAUUAUUUGUAAUCUCAAUCUGUUGUGAGAUAAAAGGAGAUGUACGCUUGAACUAUAUUGUAUAUUUUGCCAAUGUCAAUGCCUUACAAUGUUAAUUCCUUUCAGUGUACACAUAAUUUUGAUAUGUACAAUUCCUCAUCAUUGGGACCACAUACACAUGCUAUAAGUUUGCUGUAUUGGUUUUGAAUUUAUAAAAUUCUGUGAAUAUUUCUUUAGUAAUUUCUUUAUUCCUAUUUAGUCCAUUGCAGCAAGUUUGCUUCAUUUUUGCAUCUUGUAACGAAAUGAUCUGAUAAAAAAAAUUUCUAUAGUGACAUAUAUAGUCAGAUCUACUUUAAUGGACCACCAGUUGAUUUGAAUGAAUAAUUAAAAAAUGAAACAAAUCCAUUUAAAUGUUUACUUUUAGCAUAUUCCAGUUAAACAGCUUUGGCGUCGCCAGUAGCCAAUAUAAAUUUAUAAAUCUUUAUGCAAAAUGAUUAUGGUUAAUUGUUGUUAAAACAAUUGUAGAAAUUUUCUGGCUGAUAGUUAUGAAAAAUAAGCAGAGUCUAUUCAGAACUGUUUUUCAUUGUGGUUUUGAACCUUUUGUCUCAGCUAUGUAUAUGGACAUGUUCACUCACAAGUUUUUGUGCAAUGAUGAAAAUCAAAGACUAUGAUGCUCCAUUGAUUAUUCACAUUGUAACUACCUUGCUGCUCUGAAAAAUUAAAUGUUUGUGUUAAAUUGAACCCCAAUGAAAAGAACAUUUCAAAUCACAUGUACAAAGAUCCUUCACAGGUAAUAAUUAAUAAGAAUGUCUAUAUUCACAGUGACAUUUCACUACCCCAGUAGUAAAUAUUGGAUGUCCAGUCUUUUAACAUACCUUACAUUUUUACCUAAGCAGACCAGUCAGUUAUUAUUAAAAAAAAAAAAAAAAAAAAAAA